Molecule: messenger RNA, 2520 nt
Organism: Cicer arietinum (chickpea)
Lineage: Eukaryota; Viridiplantae; Streptophyta; Magnoliopsida; Fabales; Fabaceae
Product: subtilisin-like protease SBT5.4
Biological process (GO): proteolysis
Molecular function (GO): serine-type endopeptidase activity
Source: RefSeq, a predicted model, not a curated record
AUGUUCUCUCGAAAUAAUUUAAUUUUCCUCUUCAUCAUUGUUUUUUCUCUGUUUCAAGUUUCUGUUUUCGCAGUUAAAAAGUCUUACAUAGUGUACUUGGGAUCACAUGAUCAUGGUGAAGGAGUUACAGAAGCCGAUUUCGAUCGAGUUACAGAAACUCAUCAUGAAUUCCUUCAAUCCUAUUUGGGAAGUUAUGAGAAAGCAAAAGAUGCAAUGAUAUAUUCUUACACAAGGAAUAUCAAUGGCUUUGCUGCUAUUCUUGAAGAGAAACAUGCUUCUCAGAUUGCAGAACAUCCAAAUGUUGUGUCAGUGUUGUUAAACCGAGGAAGAAAGUUACACACUACACACUCGUGGGAAUUUAUGUCAAUGGAACAGAAUGGUGUGACUCCCUCUGAGUCUCUCUUUAGAAAAGCCAGAUACGGUGAAGAUACUAUUAUCGGGAAUCUUGACACUGGUGUAUGGCCAGAAUCUCCGAGUUUUAGAGAUGAAGGGAUAGGUCCCAUUCCUUCAAGAUGGAAAGGAACAUGUGAGGGUGAUAUUACCGGCUUCCGUUGCAACAGGAAACUAAUAGGGGCAAGGUACUUCAACAGAGGCUAUGCUGCCUAUGCAGGUCCAAAGACAAUACAAAACCACACACUCAACACUGCAAGAGACUAUGAAGGUCACGGAUCUCACACACUAUCAACAAUAGGAGGAAACUUUGUUCAAGGAGCCAAUAUUUUUGGUUUAGGCAAUGGAACUGCCAAAGGUGGUUCUCCAAAAGCCAGAGUUGCUACUUACAAAGUGUGCUGGCCACCAAUUGAUGGCAAUGAAUGUUUUGAUGCUGAUAUCAUGGCAGCUUUUGAUAUGGCUAUUCAUGACGGUGUUGAUGUUCUUUCACUCUCUCUUGGCGGUUCUGCUUUUAAUUACUUUGAGGAUGGUCUUUCAAUUAGUGCAUUUCAUGCUGUUAAGAAGGGUAUCACUGUGUUAUGUUCAGCUGGAAAUUCUGGACCAACACCUGCAACUGUUUCAAACAUUGCACCUUGGAUAUUAACUGUAGCUGCUAGCACCUUGGAUAGAGAAUUUCAUACUGGUGUUCAACUUCAUAAUGGACAAAGAUUCAAGGGAGCAAGCCUUUCUAAAGCUUUGCCAGAAAACAAGCUUUAUCCACUCAUCAGUGCUGCUGAGGCAAAACUGGCUGAAGCAUCAGUUGAAGACGCUAUUCUAUGUAUGGAAGGAACAAUUGACCCUAAGAAAGCAAGGGGUCAAAUAUUGGUUUGUCUUAGAGGUGAAACUGCAAGAGUGGAAAAGAGUCUUGUUGCUUUUGAGGCUGGAGCAGCUGGAAUGAUUCUUUGUAAUGAUAUGACUAGUGGCAAUGAGCUUAUUUCUGAUCCUCAUUUCCUUCCAACAUCACACAUUAAUUACGAAGAUGGUGUUGCUGUCUAUGCUUACAUCAAUUCAACCAAGAAUCCACUGGGAUAUAUUCAUCCACCCAUAACAAAGUUGAACAUAAAGCACUCUCCUAGCAUGGCAACUUUUUCCUCCAGAGGGCCAAACACUAUCACACCAGAGAUCCUCAAGCCGGAUGUAACCGCACCAGGGGUGAACAUUAUCGCCGCCUACUCAGGAGCGGUUAGCCCUACGGAGAUGGAAUUCGAUAAGCGGAGAGUUCCUUUCAUCACAAUGUCUGGAACAUCCAUGUCAUGUCCUCAUGUGGCUGGUAUUGUUGGCCUUCUCAAAACUCUCCACCCUGAUUGGAGUCCGUCAGCUAUUAAAUCCGCAAUCAUGACAACUGCUAGGACAAGGGACAACACUGCUAAACCAAUCCUUGAUAACAAUAAUAUGAAGGCAACACCAUUUGCAUAUGGUUCAGGUCACAUUAGACCAAACCGUGCAAUGGAUCCUGGAUUGGUCUAUGAGUUGAACAUCAAUGAUUACCUAAACUUUCUUUGUUUCUUGGGUUAUAAUAAGACACAAAUUAAGAUGUUCUCUGGUAACCAUUACCAUUGUCAUGAUAUAAACAUCUUGGAUUUCAACUACCCUUCAAUAACAGUACCUAAACUCUAUGGAUCAGUUACCUUGACUAGGAAGCUGAAAAAUGUUGGUCCACCAGGAACAUAUGUUGCAAGCUUACGUGUACCAAAAGGACUUUUCAUAUUUGUGGAGCCUAAUAUAUUGAAAUUUGACAACAUUGGUGAAGAGAAGAGCUUUAAGGUAAUAAUUGAAGUUGCUAGAUCAGGUGUUGCUACUGUGUUUGGAGGGCUAACUUGGUCAGAUGGUAAACACUAUGUUAGGAGUCCAAUUGUAGUUGGGGGAGUUAAAGGGUAGAGUAUAUUGUUAUCAGAUUUUAGGUGUUGAUCAAUUAUUGAUAGCAAUUUAGGAAUUAGGAUGACAAUUUUACUUUUUAUUAUUUUGGGGAGAUUGGGGAAAAGUAAAAACUCAUAACUUGAAAUUAUUGAUCUUAAUUAUCAUUUUCUAUUUAUUUGUCACUUCAAGCCAACGUGCUUUUAUGGUUAAAAGGUGAUCUACACUUUAAUUGUA